CUUAUAGUUUUAUUUUAUUCCAACUCUCGCAGAGAUCCCAUCUUGCAUAUAUCAACUCAGUUUGUGCUGUUUAGGGUUCGAACCAUAAAUAAGAAGCUUGCCCAUCCUCUCGGUUCGUCUCAUAAUUCAUUGUUGCUCACUAGGACUCCUUCUCUCACUUUACCCAGCUUUAAGUGUUUCUGGGUUCCUUCUAAACAGAGUCAAACUCCAGAAAAAAUAUAGCUUGAGAUGCUUCUGCAACAAAAGAUGGAUGAAGCAGAAAUUUCAAGUGGUUUUUCUCAUCAGAACCCAACUGAUCAUCUUGAAUCCAGUAAUAAUAUUGUUCCUCCAGUUUUGAAGAGGAAGAGAAACCUUCCAGGAAAUCCAGAUCCUGAAGCAGAGGUCAUAGCCUUGUCGCCGAAGACACUGAUGGCCACCAACAGAUUCUUGUGUGAAAUAUGUGGGAAGGGUUUCCAAAGGGAUCAAAAUCUUCAGCUCCAUCGAAGAGGACACAAUCUUCCAUGGAAGCUGAAGCAGAGGACAAGCAAAGAACCGAAGAAGAGAGUGUAUGUGUGCCCUGAAAAGACUUGUGUCCACCACGACCCUUCAAGGGCUCUGGGAGACUUAACAGGGAUAAAGAAGCACUUUUGCAGAAAGCACGGAGAGAAGAAAUGGAAGUGCGAGAAGUGUUCAAAGCGAUACGCUGUCCAGUCAGACUGGAAAGCCCACUCUAAGACCUGUGGCACCAGAGAAUACAAAUGUGAUUGUGGGACUGUCUUUUCACGGAGAGACAGUUUCAUAACCCACAGGGCAUUCUGCGAUGCCUUAGCAGAAGAGACGGCAAGAGUGAAUGCAGCAUCUACAGUGAAUAACUCCUUUCUGGGUUACAACAUCAUGGAAAAUUCCCAAGGGCCUGCCAUAAGCAUGACCACACAUUUUCCUUCCAUUUUCAAGCCAAUUUCAAACACUGGUGUUGAAACAAACCAUCAAGCACCUGGGGGACUAUCCCUGUGGAUGGGUCCAGCUCAAACGCAAGGUCCUCGAGCUCAUGACACAAUGGCCAAUACUUUGAACAAUAAUAACAGUAACAUGUUUGAGAUUCAUCACCAUCAACUUGGGUCAGUCACAUCAGGAUCAAUACUAUACGGGAACAACCCGCUUGUUUCGUGCUCAAAUCCUCGGCUGAAUUGGGUGUUUGGCGGUAAUAAUAAGAACGGUAGUCGUCAUCAUCAAGACCAGCUGAUCAGUGUUCCUUCCUUGUACAGCUCCCAACAUCAGCAAUGCCAUCAAACAUCCUCGGCAAACAUGUCUGCCACAGCUUUGUUGCAGAAAGCUGCUCAAAUCGGGGCAACCUCAACCGACAGAUCAUUCCUGGGAACCUUAGGGUUGAAAUGCAGCAACAGUCACGGACAGGAAGGGAACAAAUUUUGUGGGAUCUAUGGUUCAGGUUCAGUACUCGUAUCUAGCCUGGAAAGCGAGACAGAGAACCCAGCAAAACGCAGGAAUAUACAGCAGAAAGAAGAGAACAAUAAUGGAGGAGAGCAAACUAGGGAUUUUCUGGGUGUGGGUAUAGAAUCCAUUUGCCAUGCCGCUCCAAUCAACGGAUGGAUUUGA
Messenger RNA from Neltuma alba, 1593 nucleotides. Its product is annotated as zinc finger protein NUTCRACKER-like. The coding region runs from base 229 to 1593 and encodes 454 amino acids. Gene Ontology annotation, molecular function: DNA-binding transcription factor activity. The transcript is spliced from 3 exons. The record is from RefSeq and is a predicted model, not a curated record. NCBI's taxonomy places the organism in Eukaryota, Viridiplantae, Streptophyta, Magnoliopsida, Fabales, Fabaceae. Gene Ontology annotation, cellular component: nucleus.